UUAACUACUGGCUGUUUUUGUUUACAAACUGCAAGGUUUCACAACGAGCCUAAACAAUGCAAUUUGCACGUGUACCAUUACACUUAAAAGCUAUAAAAUUUGAAAUACUUUGACAUUAUACAAUUAGUACCUGACAUUACAUUACUCGGCCUUGUAUGAAAAUGCCGAUGUCAACAGCGGUCAAGCAUAUUUUCAUCACUGGUGCCAACAGGGGAAUUGGCUUCCAGCUAAUAAAGAAAAUGCUGCCCGAGUUUAAGCCCGAGAAAGUCUUUGCCACUUACAGAGACCCUGAAAAAUCAAAGGAGUUGAAGGACUUUGCCGCACAUCAUCCAAAUGUACAACUGAUUCAAUUAGACAUCAGAGACUUUGACAAAUACGAGGAAGUGGCGAUGGUUGUGGAUGCUGCAACUGAGGGACAAGGUCUUAAUUUGCUCAUAAACAAUGCAGGCGUUACAUCAAAAGUUGCUAAAAUCACAGCGAUCCGGAAAAGUGAAUUGACUGACAAUUUUGAAACAAACACCAUUGCACCCAUCUUACUCACAAAGGCCCUGCUUCCACUACUGGAGAAAGCCAGUGGAUUGAACCCCGACUCUCCGGUCGGGGUGGGAAGAGCUGCUGUUGUUAAUGUGUCUUCAAUUUUAGGAUCCAUACAAGGCAAUGAUCAGGGUGGAAUGUAUGCAUAUCGAUGUAGUAAGGCAGCCUUAAAUGCAGCUACAAGAUCAAUGAGCCUGGACUUUAAAAAAUCCAAGAUAAUUGCCGUUGCCCUGCACCCAGGGUGGGUAAAGACUGACAUGGGAGGACCUAAGGCGCCUUUGACCACUGAAGAAGCCACAUCAGGCAUUGUAACAUUGCUCAAAAGUCUUGGAACAAAACACAAUGGGCAGUUUUAUCAGCAUGAUGGAAAACAACUUGAUUGGUAAUUGGUAUUCAAGUUCUAAACUUGUACGGUCAUUCUAGUCAUACAUAAGAACUAACUAUGGAAUAAAGCAAUCAUAUAGAGAACCCAAAUUUUGGGUAUAUUUUAUUUAAA
Folsomia candida is the source of this 1030-nucleotide messenger RNA. RefSeq names its product C-factor (gene sni). The transcript is spliced from 7 exons. Bases 156 to 920 code for a protein of 254 amino acids. NCBI's taxonomy places the organism in Eukaryota, Metazoa, Arthropoda, Collembola, Entomobryomorpha, Isotomidae. The record is from RefSeq and is a predicted model, not a curated record.